UGCUGCUGCCAACGUCAACUUUCAAAUUUGCACGCAAUGAAAGUAAAAACCUGUGCCUAGGUCCAUAUGAUAUGUAUAUUUGACCCCAGGCAAGGUUACGUUGCGCUACUGUCUGUUGAUAUUCUCGCGACAUCAAUUGAUACGAGUAGCAAGUAUAAAACUAGAACUCUGAACUAAACAGGCACCAUUUACAUAUUAGUCGUAACUGAAGCAUAACCAAUUAUGUUCUCCCAAAUCGUAAUUUUGUGCGCCUUCGCGGCUGUAGCUCAGGCCGGUCUCCUGGUUGAGCCGCACUAUUCCUCGGCCGCCGCUGUCUCCUCGCAGAGCAUCGUGCGCCACGACCAGCCCCAGCUGGCCCACAAGCUGGUGGCUGCCCCUGUCGCCUACCACGGAGCUCCCGCUCACGUCGCCUACCACGUCGCUCCCGCUCCCGUGACCUACCAUGCUGCUCCCGCCCCCAUCACCUACCAUGCUGCUCCUGCCGCUGUCCACUACACCGCCCCUGUUGCUAAAGUUGUUGCCCACCACGAAGAAGAAAUUGCUUACCCCAAAUACGAGUACACCUACUCUGUGGCUGACGACCACACAGGCGACAACAAGUCCCAGCAGGAGACCCGCGACGGAGAUGUCGUGAAGGGCUCUUACUCUUUCCACGAGGCUAACGGCUCCAUCCGCACCGUGGAGUACACCGCUGACGACCACAAUGGCUUUAACGCGGUGGUGCAUAACACUGCCCCCACGCACGCGCCCGCCGUCAUUAAAGCCGCCCCUGUCGUCAUCAAGGCUGCGCCCGUCUAUGCCGGUCCCGCUUACUACCACCAUUAAGUAACCAAAGAAAAAACAAUUUAUUUAUUACAAUUUUCGAAUGAAAUUAUGUAUCACUUUAUUUCCUGCCAUUAUAAUAUUAUCGUCCUGUUUUCCGACACAAUUUUAAUGAGGACUGGAGAAAUUAGAGACUACAUGUUGCGGUAUGGAAACCUCUUAUUAUUAUACAGCUUUGGAUAAAGCCUCAUCAUAUUAUAUUUGCAUUAAAAUAAUGUUUUAAAAGGAAAGUCAUUGAUCAAGCGAGCGCGAAGCGUCUCCGUUUCGUUUUGGUCAAAAACACAUACGUCUGUCUGGCUAUUCCCCUCGACAGGUCGCAUUUCUCAACCGAUGCUCGUAAACUUUUUCUAAGAAGUAGGUAUCGAUAAUGACACGGACAUUCGUAUUCAAUAAAUAUCACAAAAAUAAGUAUUUUUCGAUAUGUAUUGAAAAAUGACAAAGUUUAGAGCCAUGCGUUUAUUCAGUUGUUGGGAAUGCAAAGCAAGACUCGCGUGGUGUACAGCUUACAGAGCCGGUUUAAGUGAGGUCCUUGAAUUAUUUUAAUGCCUUUACAGAAGAAAAGAAGCGAAAGUCUCUUUCGUUAAGUGAGGAAGAAUAAACUUCGAGGUGAAACUGGUUUUUAUCAAUGCUAAAGCUUGUUUCUUGCUCUUUUAAUACAAAGAAGUCGAAUAAUUUUUUUUUUUUUCAAAUAAAAUCAACAUUGUAGCACAUUCGAUAGGUAUUUGAUGAAGUGAAUAUUUUCGGAAAUAAUCGAUCCGAAAGUAAAAAAA
Cydia pomonella (codling moth) is the source of this 1592-nucleotide messenger RNA. RefSeq names its product cuticle protein 8-like. NCBI's taxonomy places the organism in Eukaryota, Metazoa, Arthropoda, Insecta, Lepidoptera, Tortricidae. Gene Ontology annotation, cellular component: extracellular matrix. The coding region runs from base 223 to 825 and encodes 200 amino acids. The transcript is spliced from 3 exons. The record is from RefSeq and is a predicted model, not a curated record.